AUUACACGCUAUACCGCCAUCUUCUCGUGACUUUUUCAUGGAAGGUCUAGUCUACCUAUUGAGAAUCCGCGGUAACGGAAUGAAUUAAAGAUUUUCAUAAUUCUCACUUUCUUUUCUUAAAUAACCUACUGGUGUGUACUCAACCAGAAUUUUCCAACGUAACUGGUGAACACAUAGUAUGACAGAUUACGAUAGCAAUCCUUUUGCUGAUCCCGAGGCCGCCAAUCCUUUCCAGGACCCCUCGGUACAGCAAGCUACCAGCAACUCCUCCAGAGGACUGGAGGAGUUCAACCCUUUUGAGGAACGCAAUUCACAGACAACCACAGCCAAGAAGACAACACCCACUGUAGUCCCACCCACUAAGCCAGCCGUUAUGGAGCCAUCACCACCACCAUAUUCCCCUUCGGCCGCCCAACCAGCACCAACCCCAGGGCAAGAGGACCUUCUAAGGAGACAGGAAGAACUUGAGAGGAAAGCAGCUGAACUGCAGAGACGCGAACAGCAGAUGCGAAGUGCACAGUACAGUACUCGUGUUAACAACUGGCCACCCUUACCAAGCUUCUGCCCAAUGCAGCCAUGUUUCUAUCAAGAUUUCGCAGUUGACAUUCCCCUGGAGUUCCAACGUAUCGUCAAAAUUGGCUACUACAUUUGGAUAACUUAUGUGACUCUGCUGUUCUGCAACGUCAUAGUGUCAUUUAUGUUAUUGCUGUCUGGAACUGAAAGCACUGGAGGAGUAGUCUUCGGCUUAUCCAUUCUUUUUGUAAUCAUUUGGACACCGUGCUCAUUUGUAUGCUGGUAUCGGCCUGUUUAUAAGGCAUUCAGAAGUGACAGUUCCUUCAGUUUCUUUAUGUUCUUCUUUGUCUUUGGUGUACAAUUUCUGUGUACCGUUGUGCAAGCGAUAGGAAUCGACCAAUGGGGAUCAUGUGGUUGGAUUAAUGGCUUUACCACCAUCGGUGAAGCCGCAGGAGCGUUUCCUACUGCAGUUGGCGUCAUGAUGCUCAUCAUGGGACUGCUAUUCACACUACUUGCCAUAGGCAUGGCUGUUUAUCUCACAAGGGUACAUGGCUUGUACCGGAGCACAGGGGCCAGUUUCCAGAAAGCCCAGGAGGAGUUUGCGCGAGGAGUAGUGACCAACCCUGGUGUUCAGUCUGCAGCUAAGGAUGCCGGUAGAGCAGCAGCAACUGGUGCUGCUGAUGCCGCUGUGGGUGGUGUUAGUGCAUCCUUGAGUCCACAGAGCAUGAAUAAAAUGUAAAAUUAUCAUCAACAUAGCACCUGCAAGUUUAGCCCCCCUGCAAGUUUAGCCCCCCUGCAAGUUUAGCCCCCAUACAUGUAGGUGAGUGGCACCAAAAAGUGUCAUGUAGUACCUACUACUGUAGCGUCUGUAUGGCACCUUCAUGUUCAGGUGAGCGGCACAUACAGGUGAGUAGCACUUACAGGUGGAUGGCAACUACAGGUGAAGCACUUAAAGGUGCUAUACCUACAGGUGUAGAGCCUGUAGGUAUAGCACCUUCAGCUGGGUGUCACAUUUGUUGCAUCUGGAAGUGUAGUACCUAUUUGUGUACAACCUGUAUCACGAGGCAAGUACUGGUGUGGCAGCUAUUUGUGUAGCACCUAUUGUGUACAUGUAGCACCUAUGUCCUGGUGUAUCACCUGUACAUGUACUGGUGUGCUACCUACUGGUGUAGCACCUACAGGUGUGGUUCCUACUGAUCUAGCAUCUACAUGUACUAGUGUGGCACCUACUGGUGUGCUACCUACUGGUGUAGCACUUACAGGUGUGGUUCCUACUGGUGUAGCACCUACUGGGUUGCGUAUUGAACCUGCAAGUGUACCUUGGGUACUAUAUUUCUGUGUACAGAUCAUUUAAUGUAGCUUUGUGAUGGCUUAAUAUCUAAAUAGAUAAAUAUUUAAAAUCUGAACCGUGUAACACUUGGAAUUUACAAUUCAUUUAACAAAAUGUUUAAGCUGACUGUGGCAAGGGGUCAUUCUUGUCACGGCCGUGUUGAUAUUUUCAUGAAUUGUUUAUUCUGUGGAGUUUUGUCACAGUGCAGGGAUCUUGUGUUUUUGUUUUUUCCCCACUCAAAGUAAUGUACCCAUAUCAAGGCCGGAGUGGUAUAAUAGCCUGGUCCCAUUUUUUUGUUUUCUGAUAAGAUUUCGUAUUCAUCUUUGUAUCUGGACACAGGGAAACAGACACAGAUUGUGGUAGCACAAUACAGUUCAGUUAGCCUGUAUGCCUAAUAAUGUACUUGUGAACUCAUUUGUUACACUAAUCACAGAGUUGGUUUUGUUUUGUUAGCCCACUGGUGUUCUGGAGAAUUCGCAAGGCCAUAUUUGCUCUCCAUCAAUUAUAAAUUGUUUAAUUACCCUCGAAAGUUAAUACAAUGAAUGGAGACUUAGUGAGAGAUGCAGUUUCACAAAAUUGCUUUAAAAACAAAGCACAAAGCACAAACACUUAGCAGAAUACUGUUACCAGCCUUUGUACAAUCUGUGACUGGUGUACUAACUUUGUUUGCUUAGCAGAAGUUGUUAAAGCAAAAAUUUCUGCUUAAGCAGCUCUAUGAAACUGGUUUCUUGCUUCCAGGAUGGGUGCAAAUUGGGAAAUAUUUCAUGAAAUAUAGCCUUUGAAUAUUCAAUACUUAGUCAAGAAACUAAUUGAGGCAAGAUUUGUAAAUUGUAAGAUAGUAAAUGCAGUACUAGUGUAUAGAAAAAGAGUAUGGCUAUAGACGAGCAUGUCAUAGUCACACAGAAUGCAGUCUAGUGUCCUUAACGCCCGAUUGCAUCAUUUGUUAUUAUGUUUUUGCAGGUUUUUUUUUCGUUUUGUUUUGCAAGGAUCUCAAUGAACAGA
Messenger RNA from Asterias rubens (European starfish), 2845 nucleotides. Its product is annotated as secretory carrier-associated membrane protein 1-like. The record is from RefSeq and is a predicted model, not a curated record. NCBI's taxonomy places the organism in Eukaryota, Metazoa, Echinodermata, Asteroidea, Forcipulatida, Asteriidae. Gene Ontology annotation, biological process: protein transport. The transcript has 9 exons. The coding region runs from base 179 to 1252 and encodes 357 amino acids. Gene Ontology annotation, cellular component: trans-Golgi network membrane; recycling endosome membrane.